GACACAAAAGACGUCAUCUAGUUUAUGUAGUCACCUGUACCUACCUAGUUGAAAAAAGGCUUUGUUGCCAUAGUUGUAGGCUUCAUUGAAAGAACCUAAGAUUUGUAAAAUGGGAUAAACUUAAGUACAUAUGAUAGUAGUUGGUUAUCAUUAGGUGUUGGAAUUGUUUCUUCCAUUCAUACGGUGAUGAGUGGGGACACUUUUCCGCAACCUAAUUGCGUUGAAUUUUAUGAUGUGUCUGGUACGACAGGGAAAUAUGCUGCUGGAACUUUGUUUUGUAAUUGUGGUUCUCCAACCUUUCAAUAUUUGUUUAUUAGAUUCUUGAAAUAGCUUUAAGAUGGAAUUUCAGCUUUAAGAAGGAACUAUAAUCUGUCAUCAGAUGCAUGUAAUCGUAUAUGUUGGAUUGUGGAUUGCCUGAUAUAAAAAAUCUGAGGAUUGAGACUACAGAUUUUCAUUUUUCUCCUCUUCCUAUUUGGAUUGGAUUGAGUACAACCUUCAUUCUUUCUUCUUUCUUGUUUUCCUUUUUCUUGGGAUAAUAUGUUCUAAACAAAUCGUCAUCAUGGUAUAACUCUGGGUGGUGUAUGAUUUAUGGGUUACCUUCACUCAGAAUACAACCCUGCACUGCUGGUGGUGCCUUAAUUGCGGUGAUAGCUUAGUUGGGAGAGCGUCAGAUUGAAGAUCUGAAGGUUGCAUGUUCAAUCCAUGCUCACCGCAGGGUUGAGGAUUUAUUAAACUGUGGUUCCUAUGGGGCAUGCCUUUUUUAGUUUCAUGAUUUUUCUCUUGCCUUUGAAGAUCACAUUUAGCUUUCACAAUAUUAUGAAGCAGCUUAACACUCUGUGUACAGCUUCCAUGACACACAAAUAAAAGGGGAAAGUGAGAUUUCGUUUUCUCCAACAAUUGAUGGAAAAGAAUGUUAUUUCUGUUGAUAUUUUUCUUUGGUUGAUGCUACCUUAGACCAGAACUACAAUGAUUAAAAUUGUAAAAAAGCCUUACAUCAUAAUUGAGUGAGCUGAGCCUUAGUUCUAGAAGGUGUAGGCAGUUCAGAAUUAGAUCAGUUAGAGAAAGUGAAACUAACUUAAGAUUGGAAUGACUUCUCUGCCCCUGAGCUGUACUUUUAUAUAUAGAGUGAACCGAGCACAAGACAAAGUAACAAUAAUCGUAAUACAGAUUCAGAUUCUCUCACUUAGUCUCUCUCUCUCUCUCUAUCACACACACUUUCUCUCUCUUCAUUUCUCCAAAACUAUCGCAUCCGAAAAUUCUCCAAUUAAUAGACAGAAUGGAAAAGAAAAGACAAACUGCUAGUUCAUUCAAUGAGAUAACUAUACAUGAUACCCUGUUCUCUGACCUUUUAUGUUUUAGAUGAUCCCUUCUUCCUAGAUUUCACUCGAAAUUGUCUUCCUUUGUUUGAAGAAACUAUCUCUAUCUUGUAUGCGUUGCACUGUUAAAUUUGUAUGUUUGAAUCUCCUUUCUUGUUCAGGUUUUAAGCAAGGAUAAUCCUCCUCGGAAAACAUAUGUAUAUAAAUUGGAUGUUCCAGUUGCUGCAAGGUGGAUAUCUUUGGCUGUAGCCCCAUUUGAAAUUCUUCCUGAUCACCAAUUCAGUCUUAUAUCACAUGUGUUUGCUACCUAAUCUGUCAAAGAUGCGGAAUACAGUGGAAUAUUUUCAUAGCGCCUUCAGCUGCUAUAAGGAUUAUCUUUCUGGAGACUUCCAUUUAACUCUUAUAAACAAGUUUUCAUAGAGCCAGACAUGGCAGUUUCUUCAAUGAGUUUAGGAGCAUCUAUGAAUAUAUUUAGUUCUCAAGUUUUGUUUUAUGAAAAGCUUAUCGACCAGACUAUUGAUACAAGGAUAAAACUUGCAUAUGCUCUUGCAAGACAAUGGUUUGGUGUAUAUAUCACUCCCGAGGGACCAGUGAUGAAUGGCUUUUGGACGGGCUUUUUGGUUUCUUGACAGAUUUUUUAUUAAGAAAUAUUUGGGUAAUAAUGAGGCGCGGUAUUGUAGAUACAAGGUGGCAAUUCUUCAGAUGCUGGAAAAGCAGAUGGGUCUUGAAUCUUUCCGUAGAAUUUUGCAAACAGUAGUUUCUCGUGCUCAAGAUGAAACACGUUCUGUGAAGACUCUUAGUACUAAGGAGUUUCGGCAUUUUGCCAAUAAGGUUGGAAAUCUUGAACGACCAUUUCUUAAAGAUUUCUUCCCUCGGUGGGUUGGUUCAUGUGGAUGCCCUAUUUUAAGACGUUUUCAGAAGCCUAAGAAAGGUCUAAAACUAGAUGGUUCUGAUGAUAAUGGUGAUGUACCUUCCAUGGAUGUACGCUCCAGAGUAUCCUUCUAUUGGCAUCACUUCUUAAACGCAUUGACCGGCUGUGGUAGAAUGCCACAUCUCUUUAUGAGUAGGUUGGAUUUAUCCAUGUUACUUUUAAGGAUAUUUUACAUUCUUAAAGUAUUUUGUGCCAGCCUCAUGCCUAGCUACAAUGGAAUAUUGACUAUCAGUUGUAUCCGGACAUUGGCUCAGAUUGCUCUAAAGCUGUCAGGGUUCAUUCCUUUUGAUCGUGUGUAUGAAAUUGUGAAGCCUUUUAAGGAUUUGAAGGCAAUGUGGCAAGUUCGCAUUGAAGCCAGCAGAGCCCUCCUUGAUCUUGAAUUCCACUUGAAAGGCAUUGAUGCAGCAUUACUUCUAUUUAUCAAAUACGUUCAGGAGGAGCCUUCCUUAAGAGGUGGUGACGACCAACCUUAUAAGAGGUCGGCCGUUUCCUGUCUUCGUCCGACCUGGAUCGUCUAACUCGAUCCAGGGUGUGAACAGUGCCCCUACUCAAGUUCGAUCUUCCCCUUAAGGUCGUGCCUUUUAGACUUCGACCCUUUUGGGAAGUCGUGUUCGAGCAUUCGCUUUUUGGUCGAUCUCUUGUAUAAAUCUUGUUGGGAUUGCUUCUGCUUGAAUGGGAAGCGUUUCUUUCUUUCUUUUUUAAUUGUAGCGCGCGUUUGCGCUUUUUUGGGAAUGUGCGAGGACUUUGAAGGCUCAUUUACUUUCCUUUUGCCUUUUGGAUCAUGCCUUGCUUUGAGUUGUUACUUGUCAACCCUUUACUUUUGGCAAAAUUAUCUUUGCGGCUUGGUGUCCGGGCUUUUAGUGACU
This is a messenger RNA of Arachis duranensis, 3113 nucleotides long. RefSeq names its product transcription initiation factor TFIID subunit 2. Gene Ontology annotation, cellular component: transcription factor TFIID complex. Gene Ontology annotation, molecular function: chromatin binding; RNA polymerase II general transcription initiation factor activity; transcription cis-regulatory region binding. Lineage: Eukaryota; Viridiplantae; Streptophyta; Magnoliopsida; Fabales; Fabaceae. The record is from RefSeq and is a predicted model, not a curated record. The coding region runs from base 1914 to 2765 and encodes 283 amino acids. The transcript is spliced from 10 exons. Gene Ontology annotation, biological process: transcription initiation at RNA polymerase II promoter.